Nilaparvata lugens (brown planthopper) is the source of this 1852-nucleotide messenger RNA. It is a transcript of the gene G6P, whose product is annotated as glucose-6-phosphatase. Gene Ontology annotation, molecular function: glucose-6-phosphatase activity. Gene Ontology annotation, cellular component: membrane. Lineage: Eukaryota; Metazoa; Arthropoda; Insecta; Hemiptera; Delphacidae. The transcript has 10 exons. Gene Ontology annotation, biological process: glucose 6-phosphate metabolic process; gluconeogenesis. The record is from RefSeq and is a predicted model, not a curated record. The coding region runs from base 278 to 1852 and encodes 524 amino acids.
AUUGAUGCGAUAUUUUGCCAACUUCGUUAUCGUUUCAGAGUCAGACAAGAUGCAGUGCUCGGCGUCCAUUUACAUUAUAAUUUUUUAAGCCCCUAUUUUCUCGAUGUUAUAAGCAUCAAAACCCCUCUUCUAGAUAGUUUUCAUGAAUUCCUGUUAGAUUGAGUUGUGCUCUAUAGUUACUUAUCGUGAAUUACAAUUUUAAUUACCUUCUAACCGGUAUACAAUUGCUUUCGAAGUUUAACUAACCUUCAAGUGAAUAGCUACUCACAUUCUCAAAAUGAUAUCGUUUAUGACUUUAAUGCACCAUGUCUACUUGCAUCAGGCUUAUUACAUGCAAAUCUUUCAACAAAUCGAUCUGCCUCACGCUCGGGAGUUUUUCAUGGGCGUCACCAAACUAUCUGAUCCUGCAUAUGCCAUUGCAAUUAUAUUUCCUGUGAGCGCCUCAAUAAAUACAAUGCUAGCUACUGAUGUAGUUGUAGCUGCAGUGGUGUCUGAAUGGAGUAAUACUCUUCUGAAAUGGCUACUGAUGGAGCACAGACCAUUUUGGUGGGUGAGAGAAUAUGGAGACUCCAGUAACAUUAAUCUGCUACAAACAUCUCUGACUUGUGAAACUGGACCCGGAUCACCAUCAGGUCAUGUGAUGGGCUCAGCUGCCGUUCUCUAUGUCUUUCUUCGCUUCUUUCAAAAGCUUUGUGUUGGAGGAAACAAGGAAGACCCUGGCAGUAGAAUAGAAUGUUUCAGCCCAAAGCGAAGAAGCGUUGGAGUUACUCUAUUGUGGAUUUGUUUUGUCGUCAUCCUAGUCUUGGUCUCUUUGUCGAGGAUUUAUAUUUCGGCUCACUUCCCUCACCAAUGCUUAUUGGGUGCUCUUAUCGGUUGUCUCCUUGGCUACGUUCUUAUUGAGGAAAAAGGAAGAUUCUCCGUUGGUAACUGGUGGAAAAAAGCAUCCAGAGGUGCUAUGUUGAUUACUGCUAUUGUCUUCACUUCUAUAUCUGUGUUCGCGUUUCUGUUUCAAUUGGUUAUUGGUGUUGAUCCCCAGUGGUCUAUACGCCUGGCUUUCAAAUGGUGUCAAAGUCCAGAGUACAUCCACGCAAGCACAACACCUCUGUUCUCUUUGGCUAGAGAUGCUGGAAUUAUGUUUGGCUUAGCAUUUGCUUCACCCAUUGACAAAAGGGCUCGUGUGAAGUUUUAUCCUGUGGUCGGAGUAGCAUUAGUAAUAAUGCUAGUUGUGUCCAUUCAAAUGCUGGGUGAUUUCAUCCCAACCGACAAUGCCCUCUCCUUCUACGUAGGCCAGCUAACUGCACGGCGAAUUGUAAUCGAGGGCUCUAAUUGGCUGAAAAAUUCAGCGUUGGGCGCGGCACGGCGAACAGUUAAAACAGAGGCGAGCGGCACAAGCUCGCUGAAAGGGGCGAUGUUCGGCAGAAUGCACAGUUUGCUGCGUGGUUCGAGGUUCGGUUCGGACCUAGAAUCGCAGCUAGUGGGCGAUUUUACUGAUAUGAGUUGCCUGAUCGAGGAGUUGCGCAAAUAUAGUCAGUUGUUUUGUGCCCGACAUCCGACAUCAGAUCUCGCUCAUCCUUUCAUAUAUAAAGCGAGACGAGAGAAUUUCUCUCACUACGGAGAGUUUGGCGGCGAGCGUUGGCGAGGCGAGUCCGCACACAGGGAGGCGCAUCAAAACAGACACACUUCCACCCUGCCAGAUAGCAAUGCUUCUGCAGUUUCGGACAGCCGUGCUUCUUCCCUGCCAGACCUCCAGACAAGCCACGCUUCCUCCCUGCCAGACAGCCAUGCUACUACAGUACCAGACAGCUUUGCUUCCUCUCAGCCACAUGCUGAGGAAUCCCAUUCGAUCUGGUGA